Messenger RNA from Oryza sativa Japonica Group (Japanese rice), 1436 nucleotides. Its product is annotated as FK506-binding protein 2. NCBI's taxonomy places the organism in Eukaryota, Viridiplantae, Streptophyta, Magnoliopsida, Poales, Poaceae. The record is from RefSeq and is a predicted model, not a curated record.
AUUUACUGACUUCCCUUCAGUAGUCUAGACAUUUCUUCUACUGCUCAUUCUACUCCAUUUUUGUCGCGUUUAUCCACUUUCUUGACCUGAUCAAGUAUUUAUCCCUAAUUGUUUUAACAGUACUUACAUUUUUUUUCUCUGAAAGAUCAUGAUCUCUAUUUCUUAUAGUAUUGAAUGAAAGAUAUAAUUACGCCAACCUAGAUCUCGUCACAGCCUAACUCAAUCUUUUUGUGGAGACCAGUAUUUAUUGCGCUUGAAAUAAAUUCAGUCAUAAGUAAUGUAACCUUUUGUUUAACCUAAGUCCAAACGCAACUCCUUAUUGCAUCCUGAUUCCUGGCCAAUAAGAUUGCUUUGAACAUUAAACAAAUUAGGUCUGCUCUGCAUGGUUCUAUGUACUGGAGCAGGUUGCUAUCUUCGUGCGUGCAGGUGUUGCAGUCUUGCAGAUUAAGUUUUAGGUUUAAUGAGAAGAAAGCAACACAUGCAUACUGCGCCAAGUUGAAGGCUACAAAAACUUAUAGAAGAGUAGCUUCAACGCAGAAGAAACCUGAACUCUUCAAAUCCCAUGGCGGUGCUCAAAUCUCUUGUUGCUUGCAAAGGCUUGGCGCUGUGCGCUCCAGCGAUUGCUCAGCGUCACCGGAACACGCCGUUAUCUGCAUCGGCUCAUCGCCGGCAAAUCCUGAUCACCGGCUUAACGAUGAACUCCUCGGGCAUCAAUAGUGCUUUGCCGGUCAGAGGAGCUGCACAAAUCCCUGCAGUUGGUUCUGGUCCUCCAGCACCGUCAGGAGGAAAUCUCCCAGUACCCAGCAUGCCUUCAUGGGCCAAAUGGGUAGUUGGGGCCAUCAUUGUUGCUAUACCCAUCUACAGAAAGAUAAGAGCAUUGGAAGACACCGUGGAGAAGACAGCGGAGGUAGCAAUCGAGGUGGUCGACACGGUGGCGGAGGCGACUGAGAAGGUCGCCGGCGAGCUGGCCGACGCUUUUCCCGGCAACGAAAAUCUCAAGGAGGUUGCCUCCAAGAUUAAGACCGUAGCCGAUGUGAUAGAGGAUGAUGCCGAGAAAGCCGAGGCCCUAAUCCAGAAGGUUGAUGAGAUAAAGAAAGAGUUGGAUGCAAUAGUGGAUCCCAUCAUCGACAAGAUAGACAAGGAAGAGCUGUAGGGGAAGGACCCUUUUGGCAGGAGGGGGAAAGCAAACAGAAACUAAAUACACAUUUAGUAGCAAAGAAAACUGCUACUGUUACAACUCAGUUUUUUAGUUUGGUAGCACCACGACAACAGGCAAAAUGCGUGUUUGAUGCCAUUGCCUUCCCGAUUGAUUGAUGAUUGAUAUAAUAGACGCUUGCAGCGCAGGCGUGUGUUUGUACAGUUCCUGUUGGAGUGUUGUGUUGGCCACAGGAUGGUAGUAAUAAUAACUGCCAUCAGACUCCACUGAUCGACAAAAA